AUGGCUAUUGAUCCUUAUGAAAGACAAUUGGAAGUAGAAGAAGGAGAAGAAGAGGAGAGUGAACAAGAAGUAGAGCAUUACACACAUAUUGAAACAUCCAAUGCUUGGACUGUAUGGAGAAAUAACAUGGCUAGGGAAAUAAUGGAUGCUAAUGUAAGGAAGCAUCAAUGGACUACAUUGGAAGAUUCAAAGCUAGUAGAGUGCUUAUUGGAUAUGGCUAAUAGUGGAAAAUGGAAAGCAGAUAAUGGUACGUUCAAGCCUGGUUACUUACAACAAUUGGAGAAAAUGAUGAAUGAAAAGAUUCCACAAUGUGGGCUUAAAGCACAACCACACAUUGAUUCUCGUGUGAAGAUAUUGAAGAAACAAUAUCAUGCCAUUUCUGAAAUGUUGGGCCCUGCCGGUAGUGGCUUUGGUUGGAAUGAUAAGGAUAAAUGCGUUGUGGUUGAGAAAGAUGUGUUUGAUGAAUGGGUUAAGAGUCACCCAUCUGCGAAAGGCUUAAGAAACAAGCCGUUUCCUUAUCAUGAUGAGUUAGGACUAGUGUUUGGAAAUGAUCGCGCUAAUGGACAAGGUGCAAUGGGAUUGACUGAUAUGGUUGAUGACAUUGAUAAAGAAACAGUAAAUGAUCUUGAUUAUGAUCCCUUGCUUAUGUCUGAUGAGAACAUGGAUACUGCAAGUAUUGGUGGUCCUAGCGUACAAACAACUUCAACACCAUUAGCAUUAGGAAGGAAAAAGAGAAAGAGAUCACAACGUGGAGAUGUAUUGGUUGAUGCUUUAACUGAGAUAGUACAUAAGUUUUCUGAUAUGUAUGCUAUGGCUGGUGAGAAUAUUGGCAGGCUUGCUAAUUGUUUUCAAUACGAGGCUGAUGGUGCUGCAAGGAGGAUGCAGGUGUUUGAUGAAGUAAAGAAAGUAGAAGGACUAACAAAUGCACAACGAGUACGAGUCGGAAAACUUCUUGUCCAAAACCAUGACUACACCAACUAUUUCUUCACGUUGGAUGAUGAAUUUAAGUUAGAUUUUCUUCUAUCUCUUUUGGAAUGA
Molecule: messenger RNA, 1038 nt
Organism: Morus notabilis
Lineage: Eukaryota; Viridiplantae; Streptophyta; Magnoliopsida; Rosales; Moraceae
Exons: 3
Coding region: 1-1038 (345 amino acids)
Source: RefSeq, a predicted model, not a curated record